AUGACCGGCCGGCCUAUCCAGCUUACAGACAGGACCAGAUACCUACCUCCUCCCUUCUCUACCGGCCCUCGUGCCCUCCUCGCCUCGACAAAGGCUCACUGGAGCUUGGCGGCAUUUGUCGUAGCAUCCGCAUGGUUCGACGAUGCACGCUCGUCUGGUGCAGCCGCCUCCGAAUGCCGCAUGCUUGUACGUUGGCGCAACGGCCUGCGACCAAUCAACGGUCGAAAGUGCGUGAUGGUCUUCCAGCCAUAUGCAGGCUGGGCGGUACCGGUAGGUGUACGGAGUAGCAGCGUUCUUCGCAACUUCGCCCCCUCGUCCGCUGUUACCAGGCCCAAAAUCUCACGUUGGCCAUCUUUCGCUUGA
Molecule: messenger RNA, 363 nt
Organism: Colletotrichum acutatum
Lineage: Eukaryota; Fungi; Ascomycota; Sordariomycetes; Glomerellales; Glomerellaceae
Exons: 3
Coding region: 1-363 (120 amino acids)
Source: RefSeq, a predicted model, not a curated record